Molecule: messenger RNA, 1062 nt
Organism: Diatraea saccharalis (sugarcane borer)
Lineage: Eukaryota; Metazoa; Arthropoda; Insecta; Lepidoptera; Crambidae
Source: the annotation of a GenBank genome assembly
AUGGAAACCCAAAGCCAGGAUGCGGCACGAAGCCCCGCGGAGGUGCCCAACGAUCCGGGGAAGAUGUUCGUCGGAGGACUCAGCUGGCAGACUAGUCCAGAAAGCCUCCGGGACUACUUUAGCAAAUUCGGUGAAAUCACAGAAGUAAUGGUUAUGAAAGAUCCUACAACAAGACGGUCGAGGGGCUUUGGAUUCAUCACAUUCGGCGACCCAGCUAGCGUAGAUAAAGUAUUAGCUCAAGGAACUCACGAAUUAGACGGAAAAAAGAUUGACCCAAAAGUUGCCUUUCCUAGAAGAGCACAUCCAAAGAUGGUCACCAGGACAAAGAAGAUCUUCGUAGGAGGGUUAUCAGCACCAACAACGCUUGAAGAUGUAAAGAAUUACUUCGAACAGUUUGGACCGAUCGAGGACGCCAUGUUAAUGUUCGACAAACAAACCAAUAGGCACAGAGGUUUCGGUUUCGUCACGUUUCAAAGUGAAGACAUAGUAGAUAAAGUGUGCGAAAUACAUUUUCACGAAAUCAACAACAAAAUGGUGGAAUGCAAAAAAGCACAGCCUAAAGAAGUAAUGUUACCAGCAAAUUUGGCAAAGACGAGAGCCGCCGGACGCGGCGCGUACGAUUUCAUGUGGUCAUUGGGUGCUCUUCCUGACGGUUUUCCCGCCGCGUAUGCCGCCUACGCGGCAGGACGUAGCUAUUCGGGCUAUCCUAGCUUCGGGCUGCCCUACCCAGCAGUUGACCUGACCAACGGCCAACUCACACCGAACAACAACACACCGCUGCUCGCGCAGGCGCUCUCAGUGAUGAACAACUACCAAGCAGCAGCUGCCGGUUUUGGACCUCCAGCGUCGCCGCAUGCCGCCGGCGGCCGGGCUGGUUUCCCAGCAGCGAGCUCCCCCGGACCAGCGCUGGACGUAUACGGCUCGGCAGCGGACAGCGUCGGAUACGUCCAAGCGGCAAGUCCCCAGCCGUCCGGUUUCCCCGCGAUCGCAGUAAGCCGCGCGCCCCUCAAUUACACCCCAGGACCCCUGAUUCCUGCGGCUUUUACCAACGGUUAUCAUUGA